AUGAGCAGCAGCCACCCCAAAAAGGUUUGGACCACUCUCAUCACAAAUACUGCCUAUUUGUCUGGUCUUUUGACCCUCGACUAUUCUCUCAAGAAAGUCGGCUCAAAGUAUCCGCUCGUUGUUCUCUACACGGAUACAUUUCCAAUUGAGGGGCAUCAAGCUCUUGACUCAAGAGGUAUCUUGAAACAACAUGUGCCCUAUCUUCUUCCAUCGGUCUCCAAGGACUAUACCAAUGACCCACGCUUCUACGACUGCUGGAGCAAGCUCACACCGUUUUCGCUCGUCGAGUAUGACCGCGUUGUGCAGCUUGAUAGCGAUAUGAUGGUACUACAGAACAUGGAUGAACUGAUGGAGAUUGAAUUGGACCCACCUGAAUUGGCUGGAACAGGAAAUCGGGUUUUUGCAGCUAGUCAUGCCUGCGUCUGCAACCCGCUUAAGAAGCCUCAUUAUCCAAAAGACUGGAUCCCGGCCAACUGUGCCUUUACUUCCCAGCAUGAAGACCCAAACAAUGCGCAAAUAGUCGGAGCUCCGCCUACUGCGGGGUUGGGAAUGCCUAAUGGAGGUCUUCAGGUGGUGAAUCCAUCUACAGAAACCUACGAGAAGAUUAGUCAACAGCUUGCUUCCGCCACAUCAUCGGAUUACGAGUUUGCCGAUCAGUCUUUAUUAAGCGACGUAUUUAACGGCAGAUGGGUUACCAUCCCGUAUAUCUACAAUGCGCUCAAAACCCUGCGAUGGGAGGGCGUCCACGACGCUAUCUGGCGGGAUGAGAAGGUUAAGAACGUACAUUACAUUCUCAGCCCAAAGCCAUGGGACAAAAUCGAGGAGGGAGCAGAUCAAAGUCAGGACCCGUCUCAUGCGUGGUGGAUAUCUUUAAAUGAAGAACGUUUAAAGAAUGAGCAGAGCAGAGGUACACAGGACCAAUUUUGA
Molecule: messenger RNA, 927 nt
Organism: Penicillium taxi
Lineage: Eukaryota; Fungi; Ascomycota; Eurotiomycetes; Eurotiales; Aspergillaceae
Product: glycosyltransferase family 8 protein
Exons: 3
Coding region: 1-927 (308 amino acids)
Molecular function (GO): glycosyltransferase activity
Source: RefSeq, a predicted model, not a curated record